Molecule: messenger RNA, 7676 nt
Organism: Tetranychus urticae (two-spotted spider mite)
Lineage: Eukaryota; Metazoa; Arthropoda; Arachnida; Trombidiformes; Tetranychidae
Product: fatty acid synthase-like
Biological process (GO): fatty acid biosynthetic process
Molecular function (GO): oxidoreductase activity; fatty acid synthase activity; 3-oxoacyl-[acyl-carrier-protein] synthase activity
Source: RefSeq, a predicted model, not a curated record
AGAAUUGAACAUUUUCUCGGCUUUGAGUUGAAAAUUAUCAUAUUUGAACUGAAUUGACUCGGGUCUUUUGAAAUGUAAUAUUUACACGCUAGAAAAACGUGAAAGAUAAUUGAAGGAUUAGUUGUUUUCAUUCGUUUUUGCUGGUUGAUUUUGAAAUUUAAUUUCGACUACAAAAUCAACGAUUUACCUUUAAUGAGUUAAUGUCAAAUCAUUUCAUUAAAUAAAAUGAAUUAAUAUAACACACACCUUUUCCUGCUUCUCGUGUUCAGCAAAUUAUAGAAAGUUUAGACGAAACAGCUCUAAUGAACAGUAACCUCAACUUUCAAAAAGAAACCUUUUAACACCUAAUCAACUCCAAGUGUUUCAAUUUUCAAUUUCUUAGGUGAAUUUGAAAUCUUGAAUUUGGUUCCAAUCAUCAAAUUUAUGAGAUUGUUUAAGUUGAAACAAAUCUCUUGUGGUUGAUUAUUUUAAAAGGAAAAAGUUCCCAACAAGCCAAAAAUGUUAACCAAAAAUGAUGAAAACGUAAUCAUUUCUGGUGUCUCUGGUCGAUUCCCAAAAUCAGAUAGUGUUGAAGAGUUAUGGCAAAAUUUGUUCUCUGGAAAACCCCUUUAUGGUCCUGAUACGGUUCCUUAUCCGAAAAUUUUUUCCAGGCUACCCAAGUCCAGAGGAUAUCUGAAGGAUACGAGACUAUUUGAUAACACUUUCUUCAACUACACAGUUGCAGAAUCCAAUACACUUGAUCCACAAAUAAGAAUACUUCUUGAAGUUGUUUAUGAAGCUCUCUGGGAUGCAGGAAUAAAACCCCAAGAAUGGAGAGGAACACGAACUGGUUUCUUCCUAGGAUCUGCAUUCGAUGAUACAGGGUUGACUGUCCGAUGGGACUAUAAAAUUAAUUUGCCGCAAUAUUUCGCUCAACGAGUCUCAUACCAUUAUGAUUGGAGAGGGCCAACAAUGAUUGUUGAUACAGCUUGUGCUGCCAGUUUAAACGCACUUCACACUGCUUAUUGGUCCAUAAAAAAUGGUGAAUGUGAUCAAGCUGUAGUUGCUGGCAUUGCUUUGCAUGUUAAGCCUAGUAUAACAAUAUGUUUUGCAGAGUUGGAAAUGUUAUCGAAAUCAGGUCAAUCAUGGUGUCUCGAUGAAAAGGCUGAUGGUUACAUCCGAAGUGAAGCAAUUGUAGCUGUUGUCUUACAAAAAUCAAAAACAGCAAAACGCAUUUACGCAUCAAUUUUAAAUAGUUGCACAAGUAGUGAUGGUUAUACCAAGGAAGGGAUUACGUUUCCAAGGAAAGAGGUUCAAGUUGAAACAAUGAAGCAAACUUUGAGGAAAUCAGGUCUAAAUCCACUUGAUAUAAAUUAUGUAGAAGCUCACAUAACUGGAACAUCAGCCGGAGAUCCAAUUGAAGCGUCUGCCAUCAUGGAAGCAUAUAGAGGAAAUUCUGAGCAUCCGUUAAUGUUAGGUUGUCUCAAGUCAAACAUUGGUCAUAGUGAAGCGUCAGCAGGUCUUUGUGCUCUGGCAAAGGUGAUAAAAAUUUUCCAAACUCAAUUGAUUCCACCAAAUAUAAAUAUGAUUAAUUGUAAUCCGAGAAUAGAGUCACUGAGAGAAGGCAGAUUGAAACCAGUUGUUAAACCAACCAUUUUUACCGAUCAGAUAAUUUCAAUUGAUGCCUUUGGUUUUGGUGGGUCCAAUACUCAUGUAAUCCUGAAAGGACCGAGGGACAAACUUUCACCGGUUAAUGUGUUGUCAUCACCAUCUAAAACAAUUAAAUCACAACCAUUAAAACAAGCUACUUCAUCAUUAACAUUGUCAAAGUCUUUGUCGGCUGUUUUACCUUCUGGUUUACCAAGAUUAGUCUUCUUCUGCAAUAGAACCAAAAAGGGUUUAAAUAAAAUGAUUGAAACAAUAGAGAGAAAUGUUGAUAAACUUUCCAACGGUUAUUUGUCAUUGCUGACUAACCUGGGUUAUAGUGAACCAGAGACUGGAUUGAAUCAUAGAGCAUUUUGUCUUCUUGGCUCUUCACCUAAAGUUAAAAGUGAAUCAAGUGAGCUGUUAGACAACCGUUCAAAACCACUAAUCUUCUUGUUUGAUGAUUCAUUUUCAAAUUUAUCCGUUUGUCUGACUGAUUUACCACUUUUAUCUGAUUUUGUGAAAAAAACUAAAUUGUUUCUUCAAAACAUUAAAACCAACGGAACUGAAAUUGGAUAUAACGACAAAAGCCAAUCUUUAGAUACGGUGUUGGACUUGUUUCUUCGUCAGCUUACAUUGGCUUUCUUCCUCAAAUCGCUUGAGAUUAAGCCAAGUUUAAUUAUUGGAACUGGAAUCGGUAAAAUAUCGGCCAAGUAUGCUGCUGGUCAGAUCACAUGGCAAGAAGCUCUAACCUCAGUUGUUCAUCUCAAUGGCAAAGCGUUUGGUUCAAAUGGGAUUGACAACUCACCAAUUAUCGAUCAGAAUGGUUACCUAAAAGAUUUGUUCAAAUUGGUAAAAACACAAUCAAUAAGCUGUUCGCCAAACAACUGUAAAUCAUUCGCCAAUGAUGACUAUUAUUUUCAUGUUAAUCAAAAAUACCGAGAUACAAUAGAAUCAUUGAAACUUCAAGAUUGUUUUUUGGUCAGGAUCAACAACAAUCUGAAUAGCUUCUAUCUAUCUGAAGUUAAAUCAAUCAACUCCUUUUCAAACCAAUCAAAUAUUGAACAUCUUUUAAUCAAAAUUGGAAAUAUUUACCUCAAUGGCCAUAACCCAAAAAUUGAUACAAUUUACCCAGUUGACUAUCCUGUUGAAUCUGAUUGCCCUUCUAUUGGUCAUCUACUAAGUUGGAAACAUGAAUUAUCGUUUGACAAUGUGGUUUACCCUGAAUUUUUCAGAGACUCUUUCCGAACAGCUCACCGGAUUGAUUUAGUUGACUCUAAUUACUCAGAUCUUUCUGAUUAUAUUGUCGAUGGUUCAAUAACUCUUCCUACAGCUGGUUAUAUUUGGAUGGUUUGGGAUCAUUUGGUUAAAAUGAGAUGUUCCGAUCAACGUCUUCGAGCCCAUUCAUUUACCCUAUGGUCCACUCAAAUUCACAAGACAACAAUUGUUAAAGAUCCAGUUGAAUUUAGGAUAGCGUCUAACCCAGUCAACCAUCAGUUUGUAAUCAAAUCAGGUGAAGAACUGUGUGUUACUGGUUAUGCCAAGAUUGUCGAUGAUACUCCGUUUGAUUAUGAACUUGGUUAUCUUGAUCAAUCAAAUGAAACAAAUGACUCGUUAAUGUUGACCGGUGAAGAGUUUUACACUGAAAUGUCCAUCCGAGGAUUAACCAUUAAACCAAAGUGCCAGGCUAUUGAUAAAAUAUCUUCUGAUGGUUCCUCAGCUCAAAUUAGAUUCAAUGGUAAUUGGAUUACAUUUAUUGAAUCUUGUUUACUCUGCCCUUUGCUAGCAGACUUGGAUCGCUGUUUAAAAACAAUUACCACAUUAGAAUGGUUUCGCUGUGAUCCAGUUAUCCUUAAUGACCAAUUUAAAGUACAAAAGCAAUCAAAAAAUACCCCUGGAAUCAAUUUAAUUCAUAAUGAUAAUCUGAAAACACUGGCUACACGCGGUUUAAUUUUCAAAGUUCCUGUUUUUAAUUCAAUCCCUCGUUCACUGGAUACCAAUAAUCUUCACCAUCGAUAUCAGAUGUUUCUCCCUUAUUUUGGUUCCAUUCCACUUGAUCAUGUUGAUACAAUGUAUAAAAGAGUUAGUUACCUUCAUUCAAUCGAAAAGAUGUUAACUGCUCUCGAUAAUCCGCAAGAUUGGAUUAAUGUUCCUACAAUGGAGGAUCAACGUGAUGUUUUACUAAACAUUUUAUGGAAAACAUAUAAACAUCCAAGAUCUCAUGAUUACUUGAGAGAUCAAUUUUCAUCAAAUAAAGCAGAAUUAAACCAAGAUAGAUUACUUUAUGAUCCACAAACUCAAUUAUUGUCGCAACAUUUGUCUAUCUUUGAGGAAAAUGCCAAAUCAAAUGGGACAAUUAACAUCUCAUCAUUUGGAGUAACUGGUUAUCCAUUCCAAGAUAUAUGUCAGAACCAUUUCCGUCGCAUUCGCAAUCGCUAUUCAUUUAUUGAUGACCUGCAAUCAAUUCAACCAAUCAAGACUUGUGAUUUGAUUAUCUACAAUCAUGAAAGUAUGGCACUCUUACCAACCCAAAGCGAUGAAGAUAGCUUCAAUAAAUUGAGAACGUAUCUUUCAUCGAUGGAUCCUUCAUCUUUCGUUAUUAUACAAUGUCGAAAGGCACUAUUUCCAGUUGAAUACAAACUUGCAAGUUACAUCAAGCAGCAAAUGAUUAAAGCACAUGAUGGCGUUUUGAAUCGAUUCAAAAAAUUGCUGUCCGAAGAAAAUUUCAUCCUCAUUUCAGAGUAUACCAUGUUUGAUGUUGAUAUGGUUUCGCUAUUGGCUCGAAAAAAGAUGCAACUAAAUCCAGAAAAAUCAAUCUGUCAUCUCAAAAUUACCAGUCACUCUUACCAAUGGAUCAAUAGUUUACAGAGAUUAAUCGAGAAACCAGACAAUGAACGUAUAUGGUUAAUUUUUGACGAAACUGAUCGAACUGGAAUCAUUGGUUUGAUAAACUCGCUGAAAGAAGAACAAUUUGGUUCAAGAGUAAAAUGCAUCUUCAGUCCUAAUUGUAAAAUUGAUCUCAAUUCAGAUUUGUGUGAGGAAAUUUUAGCCAAAGAUUUGGUGAUAAAUGUUUAUAUUGACCAAACAUGGGGUUCAUAUCGUCAUUUUGAACUCUCAAAUGAUCGCUCAUUUGUAAAUCACAAGCAAGUCUACCUUGAUUGGAGCCAGGUCAACGGAGAAGAUGAAACAACAAAGAAAUUGGUUUGGUGUAAAUUUACUAAUCCAGCAAAAGAGUCUAAUGUGAUUAUAAAUCAUUUUGGUCCAUUGAAUUUUACUCUCAAAUUUUCAAAUGGCCUGGAAAAACAUUGCCGAUCCAAUGGUUAUUUAUCUGGAGUUGGCAAUGAAUUUGCAGGUCAAACUAAAGAUGGAAUCAAAGUUUUCGGACUCUGUGCAAGCCAAGGAAUUUCAAAUAUCAUUCCAAUGUCUCAAGUCAUAUUUAGCCUUCCAGUGCCAACAAAUUGGAAUUUAAAAGAUGCUGCAGCGAUUGUAAUGCCUUAUACAAUUGCUUAUUACUCGCUGAUUCUUAGAGGUUCAUUAACAACAAAAUGUACAGUUCUUCUUCAUAAUUUGACAGACGGUCUCUUUGAAUCUUCUGCCGCAAUCUGUAAUUCAUUUGGUUGUCGUGUGUUCAUUGCUCAUCACAGUCUUAAUGGUUGCUCAAAUUACCUCCAAGACUUGAAUGGAAUCACAAUGGAACAAAUAUUGUCUCCGGAAAAUGAUUUAAUGAAGCAAAUCUUUUCACUGACAAACGGUCAAGGUGUAGACUUUAUCUUGACUAUGGACUCAAUAAAGCAGCUAGAAAGCUUGGCAAACUGUCUUAAAGUGAACGGAAAAUUGAUCCAACUGAUUUCAAAUGAAAAAUUGGAAAAAGAAGUGUUUGAGCCACUUUGGUUACCAGAAAAUGCUAGUCUUGAGUCAAUUUGCUGGUCAAAAGUGUUGAAGAGUUGGACCAAUAAAACGGAUUUAAAGCGUUCAAUAAGUGUCAAAGCCAUUGUAAAUUACUUUGAAAAGGGACUAAUCAAUGGUCAAAUUAAACCAAUCACUAAAACGUCAAUCUAUUCUCGCCAGGAGCUCCCUAAAGCAAUCAAUCAAUUGUCUUCAAGUCUUCCAUUGGGACGAUCAUUGAUUAAAUUGAUUAAUAAUGAUGAAGUUAAAACAGUUAAAAAAUUAAAUGAUAAUCUGGAUUUCGUUCCUUGUGAGGCUCAAACAACAUUUGAUAAAAACAAAUGUUACAUUAUAUUUGGUGGACUUGGUGGAAUUGGACUUCAACUUGGCCAAUGGAUAGUUGAACAUGGAGGUCGAAACAUUGUAAUGGUUUCACGAAAAGGAGUGACCAAAAAUUAUCAAAAAUUUAUUCUCUAUAGAAUGAAAAGUUGGCCUGAUCCAAAAAAAUCAGUUCAAGUAAACACCAUAAAUUUGCCAAACACAAAUUAUGAAGAGGUUUUUGCUUUAAUACAGAAAGUUCAAUCUGAAUGUCCAAUCGGAGGCAUCUUCAAUCUUGCAGGAACAUUGGCUAGCGGACUUUUCGAGAAUCAAACUGUUGACAAUUUCACUCGUGUGUGUUCAAGUAAAGUUGAGUUAACGGAACAUCUGGAUUUCAUUACUCGUUCAAUCUGUCCAUCAUUGGAUUAUUUUGUGUGUUUUUCCUCAAUCGGAUCAACUGGUAUUCUCGGUGAAUCAAAUUAUUGUUAUGCUAAUUCAUACAUGGAACGAAUUUGUGAGUCUCGAAGAUUAUCUGGGCUAGCUGGAUGUGCCAUUCAAUUUGGUGCUGUUGGUGAUGUUGGUAUGGCUCAAGACAACUCAUUGACCACAAUUGCUGGCUCGGUUUGCCAACCAAUAUUCAGUUGUUUCCAAGCUUUAAAUAAAUUUCUUCAACUCGAUUAUCCUGUAAUGUAUUCUGCAAUUAGUGCCGAGAAACAGUCAGCAAGUGAAGAUUCCAAAGGAGGUUUUAUCCAACGAAUUGAGCACAUUUUGGGUCUACAAAAUUUAGAUUCACUCGAUUUGACAAUUACUUUGGGAGAUUUGGGACUUGAUUCUCUUCAAUCAAUUGAAGUUAAAGAUUUAAUUGACAAAACGUUUGGAAUUUCCUUGCAAAAUAUUGCCAUUGGAAAAUUGUCUAUUGCAAGUUUAUUGCGAUUCAAGGAAGAGUUUCAAGAUAGUAAAAAUAAUGAUGGGAAAGAGAAUAAAUUUACAGAAGAAAUAAUCAUUAAUUUAACAGAAAAAGGAACCUCGCCAGUGUUUUUCUUUCCUCCUGCUUUGUUUGAUUUUCUUUCCAUGAAAGCACUUGCCGAGGCUUUAAAAAGAACUGUGAUUGGAGUUGAUUUAACCGAUGAAGUUCGCCGAAUAGGAAAUUUACCCAAAAUUGCUGAGUUUUAUUCAGCCAAGAUACUGGAAAAAUAUCCCGAUGAGGCAAAAUACUAUUUUGUUGGAUACUCUUAUGGGUGUUUAAUUGCCUUCGAGGUUGCCAAAGUAUUACAACGUAUUGUGGGUAAACAAAGAUUAGACUGUCUUUGUUUUAUUGAUGCAACUCCUUAUGGAUUAAAAAGGCUUGGACAGAUAACAACUAAAGCAGCUUUACUUGGUCUUCCAGGAUCAGAAGUAUUCUGCAUUGCCAUGGAUCAUCUAGGUGUUCAUACUGAUGAAUCAACAAGGCAACGACUUUUGGAAGCUGAAGAUGAUGAUGAAAGGUAUCUUGAAUUGGUAUCUGAAAUAAUGGCUAGCGCAGGAAUGAAUGGACCAGCUGAGGGUUUGCUUCAUAAUCCAGUUGCUAACAUUGAUAGAGGUUAUUAUCUAACUCACAUGGACGAUUUGGGUAAAUUUGAAGGAGAUGCUUUGUUCAUAAGAGUCCUGAGUAAAACUAAUCAUGGUAAACCAUCAACAGUUUGUGAAGGUUUAUCCAAGAUUAUAACUGGACAGAUUAAAGAAGUUCUUUAUAAUGCUUCCCACUUUGAUGUGCUCAAGGUUUAUGCAAAAGAGAUUGCUCGUGAUAUUGAAGAAAUGAUGCCUCCUGAUAUUUAAGCAAUUAAUAAACUAAUUUUAACCUUUGCUGAAAA